AUCCACUCACAGGAGAAAGAAAACUCCCGCCCUGAUUACAUUCCCAUCAACAGCCGCUUUAAAUGUGUGCAAGAGGCAGAAGAGACUCUGCUGAUCGAUAUAGCUACAAACACAGGAUGUAAAGUCCGGAUACAAGGUGACGAGACAGCAGAGAGGCUCUUUGAAAUCCCCGAUGAGGACCGGUGCUUGGGGUUCCUUUCAGAGGUGCAGAGCAUCCAGGAAGCUCACCUGAAAGCUUCACCUCCUGAACUUAAGGAGUCAACCAGCUGGCAUCAAGUGGAGAAGAACCUCCCAGGUCUUUCACAAGCCUCUUUGGGAGCUCUGGGGUUUGAAGAUGACUUCAAUGCUCUAAACCUAGAAGAGAAAAGAAACAAGCAAAACCACCAAGUGGCAUCUCGCCGGGAACCCCCACCUCCUCCCCUGCCUCAAAAUAGGCAAUUUCACAGAGAGAGAGAAGGGACAUCAAGAGACCAACCAAAAGUAACCAACACGAUGAGGAAAAUGUUUUUGCCCAGCACCCAGUCGGGACAGAGAGAAGGGCUGAUCAAACACGUCCUUGCCAAGAGAGAGAAGGCUUAUGUCAACCUGCACAACUUCAGAUUUUUUGUGGGAACGUGGAAUGUGAACGGACAAUCUCCAGACAGCAGCUUGGAACCCUGGUUGGUGUGUGACACAGAGCCUCCAGAUUUCUAUUGCAUCGGGUUCCAGGAGCUGGACCUCAGCACAGAGGCUUUCUUCUACUUUGAUUCUGCAAAGGAGCAGGAAUUGCUGGCUGCUGUUGAGAAAUCACUGCACCCUCAGGCCAAGUAUAAAAAAGUGCAAAUGGUCCGUCUGGUUGGGAUGAUGUUGCUCAUAUUUGCUAGGAAGGAUCAUCUGAGCAAUAUCAGAGAGAUCAUGACGGAGUCUGUGGGCACAGGAAUCAUGGGAAAGAUGGGCAACAAGGGCGGCGUGGCAGUGAGGUUUGUGUUCCACAACACCACCUUCUGCGUUGUCAAUUCCCACCUGGCUGCUCACGUGGAGGAUUUUGAGCGAAGGAAUCAGGACUAUAAGGAUAUCUGUGCUCGGAUGAGUUUUGUAACCCCUGAUGACAGCCUACCUCAGCUCAACAUCAUGAAACACGAUGUUGUCAUCUGGCUGGGAGACUUGAACUACAGGCUUUGUCUUCCUGAUGCCAGUGAGGUGAAAAGUCUUAUCAGUAAGAAUGAGCUUCAGAAAUUGCUGACAUACGACCAGCUGAAUAUUCAGCGCACUCAGAAGAAAGCAUUUGCAGAUUUCAUUGAGGGAGAGGUUAAAUUCAUCCCCACCUAUAAAUACGACUCGAAAACAGAUCGCUGGGACUCCAGUGGAAAGUGUCGUGUGCCAGCGUGGUGUGAUCGAAUCCUUUGGAGAGGAGGGAACAUAAAUCAGCUCCGGUAUUGCAGUCACAUGGACUUGAAAACCAGUGACCACAAACCAGUCAGCGCCCUGUUCCGCAUCGGGGUAAAGGUGGUGGAUGAGCAGAAGUAUCGGAAGUUGUUUGAAGACAUCGUUCGUAUAAUGGACAGAAUGGAGAAUGAUUUUCUCCCUUCGCUGGAGCUGAGCAGGAGAGAAUUUGAGUUUGAGAACGUGAAGUUCCGUCAGCUGCAGAAGCAGAAGUUCCAGAUCACCAAUAACGGGCAGGUCACUUGUCACUUCUCCUUCAUCCCAAAGCUCAACGACAGCCACUACUGCAAGCCAUGGCUUCGGGCCGAGCCUUGUGAAGGUUACUUGGAGCCUGAUGAGAGCACAGACAUCUCCCUGGAUGUGUACGUCAGUAAGGACUCGGUAACCCUUCUGAAUUCUGGGGAGGAUAAAAUUGAGGAUAUUCUUGUCCUUCAUUUGGAUCGAGGGAAGGAUUAUUUCCUUACCAUCAGUGGAACCUACCUGCCCAGCUGCUUUGGCACUUCCCUGGAGGCCUUAUGUCGAAUGAGACGACCAAUCCGAGAAGUUCCAGUCACCAAACUCAUUGACCUGGGAGAAGACAGCUUCUUAGAAAAGGAGAAAUCCGUUCUGCAGAUGGGCUGCCUGGACAGUGAGGACCCAAGUGAGAUGCCACUGCAGGUGCCAAAGGAGAUCUGGCUCUUGGUAGACCACUUGUUCAAGCAUGCCUGUCACCAGGAGGACCUGUUCCAGUCUCCAGGCAUGCAAGAAGAGUUGGAGCAGAUCAUUGACUGCCUGGACACCAGUAUCCCUGAGACAAUCCCUGGCAGCAACCACUCGGUGGCUGAAGCUCUCCUCAUCUUCCUGGAGGCUCUGCCAGAGCCGGUGAUCUGCUACGAGCUGUAUCAGCGGUGCCUCGACUGGUCACACAGCAGCCGGCUGUGCCGACAGGUGAUUUUCCAGCUGCCCCGUUGCCACCGCAGCGUGUUUCGCUACCUGAUGUCCUUCCUCCGAGAGUUGGUCAGAUACUCCGAUGACAACAACGUCAGCGUGGCCAUGAUCGCUGCCUUGUUCUCCAGCCUCCUCCUGCGCCCCCCACCCAACCUGCUGGCAAAGCAGACUCAGCAGGACCGUCAACGUGCCAUCAACUUCCUCUACAGCUUCCUGCUCGCUGGGGACGAGGAGUGA
This is a messenger RNA of Antrostomus carolinensis (chuck-will's-widow), 2586 nucleotides long. It is a transcript of the gene OCRL, whose product is annotated as OCRL inositol polyphosphate-5-phosphatase. Gene Ontology annotation, molecular function: phosphatidylinositol-4,5-bisphosphate 5-phosphatase activity; inositol phosphate phosphatase activity. Gene Ontology annotation, cellular component: membrane; cytoplasm. The record is from RefSeq and is a predicted model, not a curated record. NCBI's taxonomy places the organism in Eukaryota, Metazoa, Chordata, Aves, Caprimulgiformes, Caprimulgidae. The transcript has 22 exons. Gene Ontology annotation, biological process: phosphatidylinositol dephosphorylation; signal transduction. The annotation marks the transcript as partial.